Messenger RNA from Trichomycterus rosablanca, 1177 nucleotides. RefSeq names its product chromosome 17 C19orf25 homolog (gene c17h19orf25). The transcript has 2 exons. The coding region runs from base 249 to 569 and encodes 106 amino acids. The record is from RefSeq and is a predicted model, not a curated record. NCBI's taxonomy places the organism in Eukaryota, Metazoa, Chordata, Actinopteri, Siluriformes, Trichomycteridae.
AGAAGCACAGCAAACUCGAUCACAAAGCAAAAUCGCUGAAGUAAAGGGUUUAUUCUGACUCGUCAGAUGUUUGGAUACAUGAAGAGUGAUCUGUUAUAUUCAGAAAAAUAACAUUGUUUUACGUACAGGGUGCGUUCGUUUAGCCGCUGUUUCUGUGUGGUGUGUUGUUUGUAACAAUCAUGAGUGCUAAAGUGACUAUCCAGUAAUUACUCAGUGCUGAACCACUGCACUGCAGGACAGACAGAAACAUGGGAUCUAAAGGAAAGAAAAAGAUGGUCCUUCCAACCAGACCUGAUCCACCAACAGUCCAGCAGAUCAUCGAGGAUAUAAACAAAUCCGAUCCCAGUGAUCCAGUCUUCAGUAUUUUACACAACUCCAAUAAAGAUUUGAAUGAAACAUCUGAAAAGUAUGAAGUGGAGGCCCGGUACAUGCAGAGUCGUCGCUAUUUGGAGCUGAACGAGAGGCUACAGCAGGCUCGGACUGAUCUAAUACGGAGAAGAGAAGAGCUUAGAAUGGUGGGAGAGACUUUAGAACAGUGUGUGGCAGAAGUAAAGGACAGAGCGGUCUGACUGUUCACCAAACAUUUGGGGAAAGUACUUCUUGGUAUCUGCUUACCAACUUAAAAUGCCUCUCUAAGGAUUUAAUUGUGGAGAUGUUGAUUGAAAUUUCCAAAAUUUUGAACUAGUUAAACGAUAUAUGUACAAUUAAGAACUUUAAAUGGCAUUUUAUUUUAUAUUGAUGGCAUUAGUUUCUCAGACUGGUGGCUGUAAUAAAAUAUAUAGCACUGUCGCCUCACAGCAAGAAGAUCCUGUGUUCGAUUCUCGGGUGGAGCUCGGUGUCUGCGUAGGUUUCCACCCACAGUCAAAAGACAUUCAGAUGUGAUGAAUUGGAGAUACAAAAUUGUCCAUGACUGUGUUUGACAUCUUGUGUAACCGUUAAUUAACUGUCCUGUCAUAAAUGUAACCAAAGUGUAUAAAACAUGACGUUAAAAUCCUAAAAAAUUUAUAAUAAAAUAUAUACACAUCUCUAUAUAAAAAAUUUUCCCGUUUGUAUGGUUUUGUUUAAAUAUAGAAAACAUUGUUUAGUUCAUUUGGUUGCAUCUGAUGUUAGCGGUUUAAGGUUCUGCUGAAAAUUUCUGAAUAAAUAUAUGUGGAAUUGUUAUUGAUUAAGUGGUUGU